Poeciliopsis prolifica (blackstripe livebearer) is the source of this 2636-nucleotide messenger RNA. RefSeq names its product chromosome unknown C1orf174 homolog (gene cunh1orf174). The coding region runs from base 255 to 836 and encodes 193 amino acids. The record is from RefSeq and is a predicted model, not a curated record. Lineage: Eukaryota; Metazoa; Chordata; Actinopteri; Cyprinodontiformes; Poeciliidae. The transcript is spliced from 4 exons.
AGAUUUGGGACGCGGCCCGGGGGAGAGUACGCCGCAGUGCCAGGACAGGGACGCGAUGACCUCAGCUUGAACCUGACAGCAGGAAAUACACGGAGCAGGCGGCGGUUCACACGCAGACAGACGAGCGGCAUUCAGCGACGGCGGCACAGGUUUUCAAUUUCCACCGCCUAAUAGUUGCUUAUCGCUGUCAUUUUUAGUCACGAAGCGAACAAAGAGCGAGAUAUUUGGAACCGAAGUGGCGCCGGCGGCGAGCGAUGCACACGAUGCCUAGUCAACUUGAUAACAUGACGUCUAGAAAAAGGAAGCGCAGCUCUGAGGUCAGAGCCUCUAGGAAGGUUUCUGCUUUGGAGAAGAAAAACUGUAAAAGCCAGAAGAUGCAUUUGUCGCCAGAGGACAGUUCAGCGCUGAGAACAUCCAGAUCCACAGAUAAACUGUCUCGUAUCAGCUGCGAAUGCCACGAGACUGCUAACAAGAGGAGGUGCCUGGGUUCACCCGAGCUCGAAGGUCAGGAGGGCAAAGAGAACGAGCUGAGGUCAGAGCAGGAGGUCAGCAGCUGCAAAGCUAACAGCGUCAUGGAGGAGCAGGUUCCUGAAUGUGUGGAACUUGAAAACAGUAGCAGAGUCUUAUUCCCAGAUGACGACAGUAAUCAAAUCCUUCCUGUGGAGCAGUUCUUCGGGAACUUGGAUAUUGUACAGGACUUUCCUCAGAGAUCACCUGCUACUUCUCCCAGCGCUCGAAGGAAGGAGAGGUUUCGGCAUUACUACGCACAGGAAGACAGCGAUGGCGAAGAGGUGAGCCACGGCGGCCUCCCACAAGACGACAGAGCCGGCACUUAGCGAAGAGCCGGUCAAAAUGGAACAACAUCCCAGCACUUUGGAACAAGCGACAACAAACUACCUGCUGAUUCUGCAUUCAGUCGGUCCUCUUCAUCUGUCGAAGUCUCAGCGCCAUCACUGAUGCGAGGAUAAUGAAGGGUGGUUGGUGGUACUGGCUGUCAAAUAAAUACUUCAUUGGCAGUGUUUCUAGCUGUGUUAAAGUGCGAUUGUAAACACAGAAACGUUCUUCACUGACAGCAUCCGGUUUGGUGCCGGAUGUUUUUAAGCUGUUUUCUCACAUGCCAACAAUCAGUAAAUAAUUUUAAUAUGUAAGCAAACACACAAGUGCUUUUUGAAACCGUAUUAAGAUUUGCAUAUACUCUCAUAAAUCCUUGCUCGAUUGUAGCUUACUUUCUUCAGAGCUCUCAGCGGCACUUCAGGAGAUAUUUUAAAAAGAACAAAAUAUAAUGACAACAGAUUGACUAGAAAUGCAUCAUUCAGAAUCUUCCUGCCAAUUUCCAAUUUUUGCAAAGCUCCAAGCUUAAGUUGAAUGUUGAUUGUAGCCAAUUAAGUUUUCCCUCCAGGAGCUUUCAGAAGAUCCAUUUGUUGUCCUUCCAUAAGCAUCUUAAAAUUGAAAGCGUAGAGUCUUCUUCUUUCUUAACUUCCAUGCUGAAGUGUUAUUGUAACACCUGGCCUGUUUUUUUUUUUGUCGCACUUAUUGAUGUGGUAAAAAAAAAAAAAAAGAUUAAAUUUGUCUGGUCAGAGCCAGUCAAAUUGAAAAUCUGCUGCUUCUCUUUUUGAGUAUUGAUUAGCUGAUGCAAAAUAUCAAUGUCAAGGUGCUCUGAAUGACAAUAUUUCUGCUUCAGGCAGUGUACUUUAAAUUCUGGAUUGUGGAAGGGCUGAACACAAAUCUGAUACGGCAUCGUUUUCCUAUCAUUUGAAAUAAACUACUCACUUAAAAGUUGAAUAGUUUCAACCCAGUCCUUUAACUUUCUACAGGCAGUUUGUAUACGUGCUGUAUACUGUACUGUCAUUUCAGGAUUGCUGUAAUGUUACAUAAUCCUGCUGUAUCAUAUCAGGAUUCAAUCACUUUAACCUUCACUCCAAGAUGCCAAAUAUUGCUGAAUUAAACUUAACAUUUUAAGGGUGCUUGUAUAACAAAUUAGUUUAUGGACUGAUGAAAAUGUCAUUCAAAUUACAGCAGAUUGACAAAUAUGCAAACUUAUAACUCCUCACAACUUAAAUGUUAUGAGGAAAGAAAGAUGGAGAACACCCAAAGAGCAGAUCUGUUUAUUACAAGGUCAGAGAUGAAUGUCAUAUUCCAGCCAUUUUUCACCAAGUGUCUAAAAUCCAUCCUUAAAGGUUUUUGGCAGCUUUGUAACAUAAUGUCUGUAUGUAGAUAAAAAAAUGUAUAUAUAUAUAUAUGUAGACACACACACCAGUGCAGCUAAUUAUUCUUUAUAUUCCUACUGUUUAUAGUUGCUAAACUUAUUAGAUGACAAAGUUGAUUUUUCUGCCUAAGAAUCUGCAGUUUAACUAGAUUUGAACAAACUUGAUUGAGAAAUAUAACCUUAACAGGUUAUCUGCAAUUGCACUAGAACUAUAGCCACAGGUUUUUGUAUAUAGCUGAUUUAUCUGACCACUUAACAGAAAUAUUGUAUAUUACUGCCUUAUUUAUGUAAAAAUAAUUAACAUUUGUCUUCAGUGUGUAACUCAGACUGCUUGAAUGUCUCAUUAUUUGGGCAACAUUCUUAAUCCAUCCAUAUAUUUGACAUGAUUGUGCCACACAAUACAAUAAAAAGCUUUUCAUGAUUUACAAAA